AUGCCUUCCGUCGUCGUCUUGAUACCCAAGACCGAACCUAAUGCGGCAAAUACUCGUACUGCUUCCGCUUCGCCAAAGAGGGCGCCCUUUGCUUCUUUGCAGUCACAUCCCCGAUCGUCCUCAGCUUCAGCAUUGACCUCGAUAUCAAGGUCAUCGUCCCCGCCCUCUCGCCCUUCCACGUUGGCACUACACUCAUCGAGAGCAUCUCCUUCGAAACUUCGUCGUUCUCUUUUGACCUCCUCGUCCUCGUCAUCAGCAUCAGCAUCAGCAUCGAUACCCUCACACUUCUUAGCGCGGCAUCAUUCCGGCUCCUCGUCUUCCUCUUCUAAUGCCUCUUCGUUUUCGAGCAAACCUCGCCACAGCAUCCGCUCUAGCCAAUAUGCUGCACCUAUCGAUCCGACAGAUCCUUUUGGGCCAGACGAUGCGUAUAUGUCUUUCAAGCGUUCCCCAGGCGAUGGUCACGGCCUUUACGUCUGUCAAUGGCGCCUGCGUGACAAGAAGGACCUUCUUGACGCAAAAGGUCACAAGUACUGCCGUUGCGAACUCACGACGGCUGAUCUACUUGCGAAGCAUGUCCUGUCUACGCAUAUGGUUACCGACAUGCAAUCUAGACAGGUAUCCAAGCAAAAGACGGCAUGCAAAUGGGGCACCUGCCUCAACCGACACUACGACCCGGCAGGCUUGGCUGCUCACGUCGUCCGCGAUCAUAUGACGUACCAGCUCGGCUUAAAGUAUGCGUGUAUCGUCAAGACAUGCACGACCAAGGCCAUCUUGACAUCGCUGGACGCUUUGGACAGUCACCAUGCGCGAUAUCACGCCAGCUCGAUGGGCAAAGAGCCUCUCCGCCCGAUAUGGCAGCCAUUGCCAACUUCCAAAGGCGAACGGAGAGCCAGCCAGUUGUUGGCAACGCUGCGAAAGCUUGACGCAACUGGCAGUCCAUCUUUUAGGAUUUCCGUCUCUGCUCGUGCGAAUCCCAGGGUCAUCCCGGUAAGCGAGCGCGCCCGCAGUAUUCGAGAGAUCAAGUUCAAGAAGAGAUACCUUGAUCCGAUCGAUGUGCGACCAGGAGAAGGCCAAGAUGGUCAGCCGUGGCUUCGUCUACACAAGCGCUUGCAGCGAAGCACUGAGUACUGGAAUAGCGCGAAAGCAGCCGAUGAGGCGCUCUUCCGAGCUGUUGACUACAAUCUGGCUGACCUGGAAGAACUGCAUCGAGAACCAACAGCUUGCAUCGAGCUGGAAGGCGACCCAACCCUUCGCGCGAUUGAAGAGGGUGUACGGCAGACGCAGAUCUAUGCAACUAGUAGGGAAAGGCAAAUCGGCAUUUUCACCUUGACACUGCCUCCAAGUGACCACUGUCAAGUCGUUGUCAACGAGCGCUCGCCACAGGACUGGGUCGAAAGCAUAGGACCCCUUUCACUUGCCUCCAUAGAGCGCGAGAUGAAUUUCGACGCUUCUCUCUCGAAGCAACGUCGCUGGAUGGACAGGCUGCGAAAGCGGUCUUCGAUUGCUUCCUCCAGCAAUGCUCUUCCCUCUUGCGAAGAUGAAGGCGGAUCCGACGUGCAGGAUUCGGCAGCCGAUUGGGCACCGCCUUUGCGACUCAAUCCCUACCACCCGUCGUCCAGAAAUCGAUUCAUCUCCGCCAUCGAAGAUCACUCUGCGUUUCUCGAGAAGCCAUUGGCACUUAGACGGCGAAUCGACGCCCAACGCCAAAGCUGA
Molecule: messenger RNA, 1713 nt
Organism: Ustilago hordei
Lineage: Eukaryota; Fungi; Basidiomycota; Ustilaginomycetes; Ustilaginales; Ustilaginaceae
Exons: 1
Coding region: 1-1713 (570 amino acids)
Source: RefSeq, a predicted model, not a curated record